Liolophura sinensis is the source of this 883-nucleotide messenger RNA. Its product is annotated as methylthioribulose-1-phosphate dehydratase-like. Gene Ontology annotation, molecular function: metal ion binding; methylthioribulose 1-phosphate dehydratase activity. Bases 102 to 806 code for a protein of 234 amino acids. The transcript has 8 exons. The record is from RefSeq and is a predicted model, not a curated record. Lineage: Eukaryota; Metazoa; Mollusca; Polyplacophora; Chitonida; Chitonidae. Gene Ontology annotation, cellular component: cytoplasm.
GCGCAAGGUUGAAAAAAUGAACGCGGUUAUAGUCGACGGAAGGAUGGUCACAAACCGGAAAUAUGCGCAGAAAUCCCAAAUAGAUUGACGGCAGAGUAAUUAUGUCCAGUUACCACGAGGAACACCCCAGGCAUCUUAUUCCAGAGUUGUGCAGACAGUUUUAUGACUUGGGUUGGUGUACAGGGACCGGUGGAGGUGUCAGCAUUAAAUAUGAAGGUCAGAUAUACAUAGCGCCCUCUGGUGUACAAAAGGAGAGAAUAAAGGGGGAGGACUUGUUUGUCCAGUCUCUAAAGGAUGAGGACAUUUCAGGACCACCACCUCAGAAGAAACUUAAGAAGAGUCAGUGCACACCUUUGUUCAUGAACGCUUUCAUCUCCAGAGAUGCGGGCGCUGUCAUUCACUCCCAUUCUAAACAUGCUGUCAUGGCCACAAUACUGAACCCGGGGAGGGAAUUCCGAAUAGCCUAUCAGGAGAUGAUCAAAGGCAUCAUAAAUGAUAAAACAGGUAUAAAUUUCCGGUAUGAUGACACAUUAGUUAUUCCUAUUGUGGAAAAUACGCCAGAGGAAAGAGACUUGAAGGAAGCCAUGUUAAAAGCCAUGAAUGAUUACCCAGAAAGCCCUGCAGUUCUUGUCCGGAGGCAUGGGUUUUACAUAUGGGGCGACUCCUGGAGACGUGCCAAAACUAUGUGUGAGUGUUUGGACUAUCUACUAGAUAUAAGUGUUCAGAUGAAAUCCAUGGGACUAGACCCAACGUCUGCUCCAGAAACACCAAAGGGAGCCUAUACGUCCACUGACAACUCACGAUGAUCGAUAGACCGAAGAAAUAAAGAAAAUGUAAGCAAGACUAUUACCAGAAUAAGAAUAUAUCAGUUGAAUAGAAAAAA